Molecule: messenger RNA, 2882 nt
Organism: Eutrema salsugineum
Lineage: Eukaryota; Viridiplantae; Streptophyta; Magnoliopsida; Brassicales; Brassicaceae
Product: WEB family protein At3g02930, chloroplastic
Exons: 3
Coding region: 217-2673 (818 amino acids)
Biological process (GO): reciprocal meiotic recombination
Source: RefSeq, a predicted model, not a curated record
CAACUUGUAUCAUUCUCUCUGUUGGUUCAUCAAUCGUUUCCUUAACCCGAUGAACCAAAUCAUUGUCUCUCUCUCUUGAUCUUUACUCAAACAAAAUAAUAUGGAAAUUUCAAUCUGAGAAAAUUUGAGUUUACAGGUUCAAGAUUCACAAGUUUAUAUCUGUGUCACUUUCCAAUUUCACUUCUCACUGAUCCGUAGCAAAGUGAGGCUGUGGCUAUGGCUUCUAAGAUUAAAAGUGGUCUAUCCGAAACGACUCUGCGCAAAUCAUCUCCAGGCUCUCUAAGAGUGUCUAAAGUGACUCGGAUAAUGACUAGAUCCGAACCUAAUUCUCCUUCACCGACUCAACAUUCACGGCUUUCGCUCGACCGCUCUUCUGUUAACUCGAAGCUUUCUACUGAAAAGAGGUCUCCCAAGGUUCCAACCCCUCCAGAAAAAACUCAAAUGCGGACUGUGAAAGGAUCAGAGUCGCAACCUCGGUUGAGUCAAAUCAAGGAAGAUCUGAAGAAAGCGAAUGAGCUGAUAGAAUCCCUUGAGAAUGAAAAAGCUAAAGCACUUGGUGAACUUGAAGAAGCACGGAAAGAGGCUGAGGAGGCGUCCGGGAAACUGGAUGAGGCUUUGAAAGCUCAGAGAAAAAUUGAGGAGAGUUUUGAGAUUGAGAAAUUUGAGGCUGUUGAGGCAGGGAUAGAGGCGGUUCGGAGAAAAGAAGAACAACUUAAGAAAGAGCUCGAGAUUGUCAAGAACCAACAUGCUUCAGAUUCAGCUGCUCUUCUUUCGGUGACCCGGGAGCUGGAGAAACUGAAUCAAGAAUUGGUCGCAGCUAAUGAUGCCAAGAGUAAGGUUAUGAGUAAAGCAGAUGAUGCUUGCAAGAUGGCUGUAAUUCAUGCAGAGAAAGUGGAAAUCUUGUCAUCGGAGUUGAUACGGUUGAAGGCAUUGCUUGACUCAACCCGAGAGAAGGAAACCAUCUCCAACAAGGAGAUUGCUUCAAAGCUAGGAGCGGAGAUAGUGGUUUUGAAAAGAGAGCUUGAAGAUGCGACAAGAUUUAAAGCAGAGGUCAAGGAACAAGAGAUGAUCAUUGAGAGGCUUAAGCUUGAGUUGGAAGCUGCGAAACUGGCAGAGUCUUAUGCGCACGGCUCUGCUGACGAGUGGCAUAACAAAGCUAAAGAAUUGGAGCAACAGUUGGAUGAAGCUAACAAUCUGAAGAGAUCUGCCUCGGUUUCUCUGUUAUCUGUGACGAAGCAGCUGGAAGGAAGCAAUGGCAGAUUGUACGCUAUGGAGUCUGAAAUUACUGAUCUCAAGGAGAAAAUCGGGUUGUUGGAGACGGAAGUUGCUAGACAGAAGGAGGAUCUCGAAGAAUCUGAACAAAGGCUGAGUAUUGCAGAAGAAGAAUUAUCCAAGGUCGAGAAAGAGGCAGGGAAGCUGAAGAACGAGCUUGAAACUGUAAAGGAGGAGAAGAGUCAGAUAGUAAAGAAGGAACAAGAUGCUACUUCAAGUGUUCAAAUGCUCUUGGAAGAGAAAAACAAGAUCUUGUCAGAGCUGGAGAGCUCGAAAGAAGAAGAGGAGAAGAGUAAGAAAGCUAUGGAGAGUUUAGCUUCGGCAUUGCACGAAGUGUCGAGUGAAGCACGCGAGUUGAAAGAAAAGUUGUCGAGUCGAGGUGAUGAGGAUUAUGAAACACAAGUAGAAGAUCUGAAGUUGGUCAUCAAAGCAACAAACGAGAAGUACGAGAAUAUGCUUGACGAGGCGAGACAUGAGAUCGAUGUUCUUGUCAGUGCGGUGGAGCAAACCAAGAAACAGUUCGAGAGCUCAAUGGUAGAUUGGGAGAUGAGAGAAGCCGGUUUGGUGAAUCACGUGAAGAAAUUUGAUGAAGAAGUUUCUUCAAUGGGGAAAGAAAUGAAUAGGUUGGGUAAUUUGGUUAAAAGGACAAAGGAAGAAGCUGAUGCAGCAUGGAAGAAAGAAUCCCAGAUGAGAGACAGUCUUAAAGAAGUCGAAGAUGAGGUGAUUUAUCUUCAGGAAACUCUGAGGGAAGCAAGAGCUGAAAGCUUGAAACUAAAUGAGAAAAUGUUGGAUAAAGAAAGUGAGUUUCAAAGCGUUGUUCAUGAGAAUGAUUUACUCAGAGUAAAACAGGAUGAUUCUCUGAAGAAGAUCAAGGAGUUGUCGAAGUUACUCGAGGAAGCUUUGGCCAAGAAACUUACAGAAGAGAACGGUGAGCUCAGUGAAAGUGAAAAAGACUAUGAUUUGCUUCCAAAGGUGGUUGAGUUUUCUGAGGAGAAUGGUCACAGAAUCACACAAGACAAGUCCUCUAAAGUGGAAACCCUCGACGGCAUGAACAUGAAACCCGAGGAGGAUAGAGAAAGGAAAGAAGAUUCUCCAGAUGGUAAUGAUGAUGAUGGUGAUACAGUUGAAGUUGAAUUUAAGAUGUGGGAAAGUUGUCAGAUUGAGAAGAAAGAAGCUUUCCACAAGGGAAACACAGAGCAAGAGUUACCAAAAGAAGAAGUGGAAGACUCAGACAUGAUAGUCAAAAGCGAGAAAACCUCACCGGAAAACAUGAAAGAAACAGGAGAUAUAUUAACCGGAGAAGAUCAGCUGGUGAAUGAAAAGGAGAAGAAGAAGAAGAAAACACUAUUUGGUAAAGUUGGGAACCUUCUCAAGAAGAAGGGAGCAGUGAACCAGAAAUAAAUAAAUAAACAUCUCUUGAUUGCGGAAUCUAGCUUAUCACAUACACAUAGGUACACACAUCACUCUCUUCAUCAUCAUUUUGAUUUCUUCUUAAUUGAUCUUUUUUUUUUUGGGUUAUGGCUUCUGCAAUAGGUUUGUAUUAAGUUGUUGGGUUAUGAUUCUUUUCUUCUUUCGAAUUUUGGGCUUACCCUGUUUUUCGUUCACGUCAU